AGCAGAAAUCACAUCGCAUCUGCCACCGCUGCCGACUUGCUUGGGCAUUUUUUGCUGAUCCGGCAAGCCGACGCGUGUGCGCUACCGUUAUCGUACAAAUCACAGCUGUAAUACUGGUAAUAAAACUAUUGGGUCGCGGAUCAACCGAUUGCGGCAAGCGUGUCGUGGUACAUUGUCUUGUACGCUAUCGCGUUAUCGACGUUUUUACGGGGUAAUCCGGGUUCCGGUAGUGGUUUUGGAGUGGCACCGAUCUGCACGGGCAUUCCGCUGCCACACACAUGCUCAAUCCAGAUACCGACGAAUUCGAGGUCAACCCCUUCAAAAAGCCCCAGCCCCAGGGACGUUUGGAAUUCUACGUGGCACCCAUAGCGCACAAGAUGGGAUUCACUAGUACGCAGUUUAUCAAAUGGCUCCUGGUCAUCUUCAACAUCCUUUUCUUCAUACUGGGAUUAGCUCUGAUUGGAGCGGGGGCCGUCGCUCGGGUGGCGUACAAGAACUACAUAACCUUCCUGGACCAGGGAUACGCGUCGGUGCCGGGCUUUAUGAUAUUCGUUGGGAUCGUCAUUAGUGUCGUGUCUUUCCUGGGAUGCUGCGGUGCCAUGAAAAGCCAUCUGUGUUUUAUCGUCACGUUCUCAAUAUUCUUGGGAGUCCUGUUUAUUCUCGAGAUUUCUGGAGCCAUCGCAGCCUAUGUGGAGCGCAAUGAGAUCCAAAGUUACCUUACGGGAUUUAUGACCGAGUCCAUUAACAAUAAUACCAAUCCCCAGGAUAUAAAUUUAUGGUACCACACCCAGUCAACGUUGCAUUGCUGUGGAGCCACCAGUUAUGAGGACUGGGUUAAUCGCAGACAUCAAAUCCCAAGUUCCUGUUGCAACAUAGAAAGGAUAAAUUUGAAUGGAACUUGUAAUCUGGACUGGAACAGCGUCGCAUAUAAUGGGUGUAAGCCACCGCCCACGGAUAACAAUUGUCCGAUUUACACUAAGGGAUGCGCUAAUAAACUUCGAACGGAAGUUGAAGACCACAUGGGAGCCGUAGCCGGCGUCGGGCUGGCUAUUGCUUUUAUUCAGAUUGUGGGAAUGGCAUUAUCGUGUAUCUUGGCCAAGCGAAUACGAAACGGAUACACUUACGCUUGAAUUAUUUGUUUGUCUCAAACAUAUCAGGAUGCGAUACAUUCUUUUACUUUUUUAGUCCAUUACGCUUGUAGGCAUAUAGUGUUGCGAUGGUCUUUUGCUUGUUCUUUGCUUCCUAUUUGAGAAAUUGGAUCGGAUAUGGAAUCCUAAAAUGCAGCUGCGUUGCCACACUGGUCAAGUGUGCCAAAAGAUAAUUAGUUAUGAUAA
Messenger RNA from Paramacrobiotus metropolitanus, 1334 nucleotides. Its product is annotated as CD63 antigen-like. The transcript has 6 exons. NCBI's taxonomy places the organism in Eukaryota, Metazoa, Tardigrada, Eutardigrada, Parachela, Macrobiotidae. The record is from RefSeq and is a predicted model, not a curated record. Gene Ontology annotation, cellular component: membrane. Bases 279 to 1130 code for a protein of 283 amino acids.